AUGUCUGCUCCAAACGAGCCACAAUCAUUCACGGAUCCAGCAUACUGGAAGAACUUCUUUGCCAAACGGAAAUCGCCAUUCGAAUGGUACGGAGACUACAACUCGCUAUCAAAAGUAAUCGACAAGUAUCUGAAACCUAGUGAUAGCUUUUUGCAAUUGGGAUGUGGUAAUUCUGAAUUGGCCACACAACUCUACGACAAUGGAUUCCACAACAUUCACAGUAUUGAUGUGGAGCCAUCGGUUAUUGCCGAUCAGAUUCGCAAAAACAAAGAGAGACCGGGAAUGUUGUUCAGCACUGGAGACGCUGCAAAUUUAACCAUGGCUGAUGGAUCUCACACUGUUGUCAUCGAUAAGGGAACCCUUGACGCUCUUCUCCCUCCAUCUGCAUCGGAAGCCGACAAAGCAACUGUCACCAAGAUGUUUGAUGAGGUUCACAGAGUUCUUGCUUCUGGUGGAAGAUAUAUGAUUGUCACUCUUGCACAACCACACAUCACCGAGUUCUGGAUUGAUCACUUCUUUCCUUUAAAGCAGUACAUCCUCCGAGUACAAAAAAUUGAGAAUAAGGCUUCCGGAUUCCCAAUGCCAGUGUUCUGUUUCAUCGCCACUAAGAUGCGUGCCCCGAUGCCGAAUCCAUUGCCUUUAGAAGUUCUCCGAUCCAGUGCGAUUCGUACAGACCGUAUCGGAGAUACUGACGACUUGAAGGAUGCCAUCAAAGCAGAACAGGAGCUCUCACAGUUCAUCUAUCUUUGCUCCAAAAAGCUCGACGUCGAGGUGUCAAUCGAUUUCCAUGGAGAGGAUCCGGCGUUGGGACCACGAUACCGUAUUUGUGUAGUGGAUAGACCAGAAAAAACAAAGAUCGAAUCAUUCGCUGCAUUUGUGGUUCCCAUCGGAAGAGACGCCGAAUGGUUGUUUGCCUCUCCGAAAGGUCGAAAAGCUCUGAGUUCUCAAUGUGGCCGUGAUCGUCUUGUCAUUGUCUUCCUGAAUAGAAAUCAGCAUUACGAGAAAGAAAUGGACGAGGUUAAAUCAGACAUUGGACACUUUGUUGGAAUGCUGGAUGCGAGAAAUAGUGACACCGGAAAUUACGAAAUCCUGUCGGUUGGUGGAGUCGAUGUGAAACGAACGAUUUCUUCAGGACGAUCUGAAAUCAAUGGAGGGUGGAGUGUUGAGGAAGUGACAGUGGAUGAAAGGCAAUGUAGACGACUCGUAUUCCUAAACACAAUGAAUCUUAUCCAAUCGGAAGCCUACUUGAAAAUUUCAAAGAAGAAGCAAACAGUAAUAGACCUGGAUCAGUUGGCUUGUGAUUUCCAUAGAAUGAUGAUUGGAUCUCUAGCGCUCAAUCAUCUUCAACCACUUGCCAAGAUUGACACCCGAUGUAGAAUGGCCGUUUUGGGAUUGGGAGGUGGUCUUCUGGCUGCCUAUCUCCUCAGGAACUUUAAAAAAGCAAGAGUAACAGCAGUGGAACUUGACCCAGAAGUUUCGAAAAUCGCCAACUCUCAUUUCUCGUUCCCACACUCGGAUGCACGAGUUCAAGUUAUUAUUCAAGAUGCUCUGGUACACCUUCAAGAGGUUGCAGGAAAGCCAGAAGAAGAGAAAUACGAUGUGAUCUUCGUUGAUGUCUCAGGAACUCAGAAUGCAGCUCUUCAAUGUCCACCACCAGCAUUCUUGACUCCAGAAGCGCUCUCCAAUAUGAAGAAUUCGCUGAAAGAACAAGGAAUGCUCAGUUUGAAUUUGGUCACUCGUGAUUCUGAACUUGGAAAAUCAAUCAAGAAGGACAUCGCUGAAUACUUCCCAACCCUUUACACAGUUCUCUCAUGUGAAGAUGUCAAUGAGGUCGUCGUAGGAUUGAAGGCACCAAAGAACAGUCUGAAGGCAGUGGUCCCACAGAAACUGAUGAACACAGUCCGCAAGGAUCUGGGAAGUCAUAAUGAAGUGGUAGCGGCUGUCUCCAACAUUCGACUCGUGGAUUGA
Molecule: messenger RNA, 1968 nt
Organism: Caenorhabditis briggsae
Lineage: Eukaryota; Metazoa; Nematoda; Chromadorea; Rhabditida; Rhabditidae
Exons: 8
Coding region: 1-1968 (655 amino acids)
Source: RefSeq, a predicted model, not a curated record